This is a messenger RNA of Python bivittatus (Burmese python), 1643 nucleotides long. RefSeq names its product cilia and flagella associated protein 90 (gene CFAP90). The record is from RefSeq and is a predicted model, not a curated record. Lineage: Eukaryota; Metazoa; Chordata; Lepidosauria; Squamata; Pythonidae.
UCCAGCCUGCUACCCAGCCAAACUGGGCUUCACGAGGGAAUGCAAGGAGCCCAAAAUGGGAAAGAACUGGACGAAGAGGAAGAGUUGGAGGAACUGGGAGGCAUCAAUGAGACACUAAUAAGGCAACACCAGCUUCCACUCUCUGCACAGUCAGCCUUCAGCUACAUCCCACCCCGACGCAAGGACCUUCCUGAAGUCAGUUAUUUUCACCAGGAGAGCAAGCCAGGAAUUGUUUCCCUGUAUGACUGCGUGUUCAAAAGACCGAUCAGCUAUGAUGCAAAGCUCCAUAGGUGUGACAGAGAACAUGCGAAAAGCAAAGGACUUCACAUUAAUGAUGAGGAAAAAAAAAGGACUGUACCUGUCUUGUCCUCUUCUGAAUAUGGGCGGCGCAUAAACCAACCUGUGGAAGAGCUAAUCCGAGACCAUGUGCGCAUUAAUCAUGUACGGGCAGAGUUCUACAGAAAAAAUGGAAUAGCUUGUUUGAUGGAAAAAUGCUGCCAGCACUGUUAAUGCAACUUAAGGAUCUACUGUGAUAGAUACCUAAGAGCAAUAUGGUCUCAAAUUCCUGUAGUGUCCUGCUUGGAUUUAAAGUCAGUUCAAAUGUAACAUUAUAGUAUCUUCAUGUAUUUAUUGCUGGGGUUUUAGCUGAAAAAGGGCUUUCUUUUUUAGGCCCUUAAAGCAUGAGGAUACUGUGUGACUACCAGCUUAUACUAGUACUCACCUUUCCAUUUUUUCUCCUGGAAAAAUUGUGCAGAGAUUUCCCCAGAAAAGUGUCUUGACACUUUUAACAUACUAGAGUAACCAUGUAUUAACCUGAAAAUAACCACCUCUGUCAUUUCUUAUGAUCUGCUAAAGAUAGUUUUUAUUCUUAAUAAGAUUAAAACUAAAGGAUUUGGUAGCAUGUAUUUUUGCUUAACAUGCUUUUCCUUCCAAUUUCAUUUCUCUUCAUUAAUUGACAGUUUUGUAAUUAAGGAAAAAUGCUUAUCAGUGUGCUUGGAAUGCUUAACUAAUGAAGCCACCAUUAAAAAACAAACAAACCUGAGAAAAAUAUCUAUCAACCUGCUUAUAUACUAAGGCUGUACCCGUGAAUAUAUCAGCUGUGCAUCAGGAAUGAAGAUCAGUUGAUAGAUGGGCAGCUUCAUAACAAGCUUUUCAGUGCCAAGUACAAACAUUAAACCUUGACAUUAAUCACAUCACUUGGAGUUGCAUGAUUUUAUUUCUAUUGCUGUUUGCAAUGGAAUUUUUGUCAAAGCUACUAGAUACUAGGAUUAGCUGUAGCAUGAGCUGAUAUAAGCCAAACAAAAUUAUCUGCAUCUCCUAUCAGUCCCAGAAGGGAAGCUUCUGCACAGAAUAGCAUUGGGAGAGAAGGAGGGAGUGUCAAUUUUAAUCAGGACAACAGAGGAGGAAAAGAUAAACUUGCAGUCAGUGGCCCCUACAAAAACCUUUCUUAUGGUAGGUUAAUUUUUAAAAAACAAACAUAUAUACAUUCAAGUUAUAUGUUUACUGUCACAUCGAGUCUGGCUCCUAAGUAUACAUGUGCAUGCAGCCUUUAAAACUAAAUAGUCUGUUACAUUUCCCAGGAUCUUCUAUAUACUAUCAGGGAAAAAUGCAGCUAUUUUUCAGUUUAAUAUGAUAUGAAGUCA